UCAAUUACAGCACUACUGACUAUCGGAAUAGUUGUAAUGUGGUACGAUUCACCGGAAUGCAAGCUACACGAGCCUGGUUGCCCCGAAUUCAUUCUUACACACAUUUCACCGCAUGUGUUAUCUCGGCUUGGUUCAGUCUUAUUUUGCCUGGAGUUCAAGACUCGUUGUUUCCUCUCUUUUUUCUGUCCGGUCUGCUUGCAUUCAUUUCUGACCUUCGUUUUUAUUAUCCAUAGAUACCUUAUACCUCACCCUUGCUUCUACUGCUCUGGACAGUCUGCACAACAUUGCCAAGCACUUCAUUUUCCGAUGUGUCAUUGUGCUGGCUCGUGCAUGCUCCUGUACACACGCUCAAAGUUUAAUUGCAGCCAAUGCAUCUUUUCAUCGGAUUGCACAUAUUCAUUUCAGAUUAUUCUCGCUCACUCACUCACCGCUCUCCAUUCUCGUUGGCUAUUCUUUUUAUUCCUUCUUAUUUCCCCUCUCUGUCGUUUAGAUCUCAGUAUUGAUAUCACAGUAACCGAACCUCUUGUGAUCACCGGACCGAGUGGUGUGGGCAAGACCGCUCUGUUGCGUGUAUUGGCAGACCUGUGGCCCGGGCUGUCGGCCUACUUCUACCGGGCUUCACACAUCCAAACCAUGUUUGUGCCUCAGAAACCGUUUGUGCCAUGUGCAUUCGCUUGUCCGAGUCGACUGUUCAAUGUGCUCGAUAUGGACCAGGCUUGCCAUCCAGCACCGGGACAACAAUCGUGCUCACCGGAAACGGACGAUCGUUAUCGUGCUUUACACUUAGCCUAUCUGUUGCUCAGUGUGGUCGAGGUGCCAAAUUUAGCACAAGAAGACUACAAUCUCGGUACGAGGAACUAUAAACUCGGGAGCUUCUUUCCAACCUUGUAG
This is a messenger RNA of Echinostoma caproni, 891 nucleotides long. The record is from the annotation of a GenBank genome assembly. Lineage: Eukaryota; Metazoa; Platyhelminthes; Trematoda; Plagiorchiida; Echinostomatidae.